Mytilinidion resinicola is the source of this 1257-nucleotide messenger RNA. RefSeq lists its product as uncharacterized. NCBI's taxonomy places the organism in Eukaryota, Fungi, Ascomycota, Dothideomycetes, Mytilinidiales, Mytilinidiaceae. The record is from RefSeq and is a predicted model, not a curated record. The transcript has 7 exons. The annotation marks the transcript as partial.
CUUUUGACCGUAGCCCUGAAAGAUUGCGACGGCCUUGAAAGAUGGUUGCGGGAUGGUCGCACUCGUCCAAGCGAUGAAUUGUACGUAUUACAUCAGACGAAUACUCGAAGCCGAAUUCAGAUGACCGUAGAGAUGUUCUGCCUCCUAUGCCAUGCGUUGCAGAUACUGCCGUCUUUCAUCGACAUUGCCACGGCAUUCGGAUUCAAAAUCUCCAACACGGACGAAUACUUCACAACCUGUUACCAGCGGCUCUUCCGCGAUAAUGACGAUUCGUCAAAUUUGACGAAGUUUACCAGAUACGAUAUUUGCUUUAACAUUCGCUACUUGGAAGAGCAUGGCCGGAGUGGCUUGAGCGACCCCUGGUCCUUUCGCCAGAUGGCGGUGUACCAGCGUCACGACUUUCCGCAGGGGCGUUCCUCCUGCAUUCUCAUUCAGCCCCCAUCAACAGCACGAGAGACCAUAGAAAGACUGCUCCAAGCGUCAAAGGAGCAACAAAAUCGUUCCCCGCUAUUAAUACAUCUGCAACUACUCAAGAUUUGCGCGCGGAAGUGGAGAUGGUACCUCAACUAUCUUAGCGAUGGACUAAGGGAUAUGAAAGACGAAAUAACUUGGGCACGAAUUACAAAGCCACAGAGCAAUGCCGGCUUCGACCAAAGCCAAAAUCUUGAGGUACUCCGAUGGAAACUAAGACAGGCUCGAGCUAUUCUCGAGUCAAACAUCAGCGUUGGGAGUUCAAUUCUUCGCCAUGCGAAGGAUAUUACACCGUCCCUAACACGGCACCGGCCCAUGGCUAUCCAUAACCACAUGCAGCUGAAGUCGGAACUUGUUCACUAUAUCUCGGAUUUACGGAUGCAUCGGAGGAAAGCUUCGGAUCUGCUCGAUUCUACCGGAAGCCUUGACUUGCUCAUACUCAAGCUCCUAGAUCUCCGCAAUUACAAUGUAUCAAACAAGAAUGCCGCUGCUUUGAAGAACCUUGCCGAAGCAAGUUCCAUUGAAAGUCGCCUGAUGGUUCAGAUUGCAAGGCAUACAAGUCAUGACUCAAGGGCCAUGAAAUUCACUAGCUUCAUUGCGGUGAUAUUCUUACCGGCAACCCUGAUAUCGGCUGAUCUUGCUGUAUGCGACUCUUACGACCAUUUUGACGGCCAUUACCAUGGCUGGAGUAUACCUUUGGAACAGGAGGACGCAACAAUUGCACGCAUGCCGGCCAUCCCCAUGAGUUCUAAAUUGUCAAGCGAAUGGCUCCAUCCCCCUGAAUGA